AUGUCGCACUUUCCAUUCAGCAAAGAAAACUUGCCCAAGCAGUUGAUCAUCAACAACGAAUAUGUCGACUCGCAGAAUGCCCAGAAGCUGACGGUCAAGAACCCCAAGAACGGAGAGCUUGUCGCCGACGAUGUGCCCUUGGCUGGCGAGCAAGACGUUGAUGCCGCCGUUCGCGCGGCCGAGGAAGCCUUUCCGGCCUGGAGAAAGACCACUCCGGCCAAGCGACGUGACAUGCUGAACAAGCUGGCAGAUUUGAUCGAUGCACAUUCCAAGGAACUCGGGGAGCUCACCAGGAUCACCCUCGGAGCCCCGUGGACCAGCUUUGGUGCCUUUGAGACCGCCUUGUGCGCUGAGACUCUUCGCUUCAACGCCGGCUGGACUGACAAAUUUGCGGGCGAAUCCUAUCCACAGGAGGAUGGCUUCAUGAAAAUCGUUCGCAAUGAACCUCUCGGUGUCACGGCGGGUAUCAUUCCUUGGAAUGGCCCUAUUGGCAACGUCGGUCUCAAGGCGGGGCCUGCACUCGCGACGGGCAAUUGCUUCAUCCUCAAGCCGAGUGAGAAGACGCCUUUUGCUGCUCUCGCCUUACUACCGCUCAUCAAGGAGGCUGGCUUCCCCCCUGGAGUCUUUCAGGUUCUGUCCGGAGACGGUACCACAGGUGCACUGCUCGCAAGCCACACGCGCGUACGCAAAAAAAUUCAGGAAAUGGCCGCCAAGAGUAAUCUGAAGAGGGUGACUUUGGAACUUGGUGGCAAAAGCCCUGCUGUUGUUUUCGAUGAUGCCAAUUUAGACAACGCUGUCAACUGGACUGUAAAUGCUAUCACUGGUCACAGUGGUCAAGUAUGUUUCGCCGCCUCUCGCGUGUACGUGCAAGAAGGCAUCUACGACAAGUUCAUCGCCAAGUACAAGGCCCUAUUCCAAGAAAGGACCAAGCUCAUUGGUGAUCCGGACCUAGACUCGACCAUUCUUGGCCCGCUCGUUGACGAAGCCCAAUUUAAUCGUGUUACUGGUUUCAUUGAACGCGGCAAAGAUCAGAAGCAAGGUACACUUCUCACGGGAGGUGCAAGAGUUGGCAGUCAAGGUUACUUUGUUGAGCCGACGAUUUUCACCGAUGUUGACCCCAAGUCUGAAAUCCAUACCGACGAAAUCUUUGGACCUGUCUCGGUUGUUCGUACCUUCAAGACUGAAGAGGAGGUGAUGAAGAUGAGCAAUGAUACGGAAUAUGGUCUCAUGGCAGGAGUCUUCACCCAGGACAUCAACAAAGCUAUGCGCAUCGCUAGCGAGUUCGAUUCAGGUAUGGUUGGCAUCAAUUGCAUCAGUCUUAUGAUGACACAGGCUCCAUUCGGGGGCAGCAAACAGAGUGGUGUUGGGAGAGAAGCAGGCAUCCAUGCUCUGAGAGCCUUCACAGAUCCGAAGACGAUCAUGGUCAAUCUGACGUACUGA
Messenger RNA from Pseudocercospora fijiensis CIRAD86, 1440 nucleotides. RefSeq lists its product as uncharacterized. Gene Ontology annotation, molecular function: aldehyde dehydrogenase (NAD+) activity. The record is from RefSeq and is a predicted model, not a curated record. Lineage: Eukaryota; Fungi; Ascomycota; Dothideomycetes; Mycosphaerellales; Mycosphaerellaceae. Bases 1 to 1440 code for a protein of 479 amino acids. The transcript is spliced from 4 exons.